AUGCGCCUCGUUCAUACGACAACUCUCCAGCUCAAAGAAUUCGGCGAGAAUAAAAUCCCGCCGUAUGCCAUUCUUUCUCAUCGAUGGGAAGAUGGGGAAGUGGCCUUCCAGGACAUGACCAACAAUGUCAACAAACAGACCAAAGGCUAUAGGAAAAUCCAACGAUGUUGCCAACGAGCAGCCGCUGAACUGUCUGAAGCUAUCAAUUCCAUGUUUCGCUGGCUGCAUACCAGCAUCAAGCAAAGCCAAUGGUUUACACGGGGCUGGACAUUGCAAGAACUCAUUGCACCGUCUAAAGUACUCUUUCUUGCAACAUAUGACUGGGCAGGAAGCUGGGACAGAAACAGCGCGUGGAAAGAUAUAGGAUCAAGAGACGACCUAUCGACAUUGAUACGCGAAGUAACCGGCAUAGAUGAAUUGAUCCUACGAGAAAAAUCACAACUGCAUGGGUUUAGCAUCGCCAAACGAAUGUCAUGGGCUGCCGACAGAAAGACAACCAGAACCGAGGAUGUGGCAUACUGCCUUAUGGGGAUCUUCGGCAUUAACAUGCCUCUCCUCUACGGAGAGGGAAAAAAUGCUUUUAUCGGCCUACAAGAAGAGAUUAUGAAAGACUCGGAUGAUCAGUCUCUUUUCGCAUGGGAGCAUCUUGAAGAAGACGAUGACUGUCCUAUAGGACUCCUUGCCAAGUCACCCUUGGACUUUAAGAACUCUGGAAGUAUCAUUCCAUUCUACUUUGUCAAAGAUCGCCUUUACGGAAAGGGAGAUACUAGCGCAAGGACUGUGGGCUGUCCCCUAUUCGACCAAAAUCCCUAUGGAUUUUCAAGCACAACGACAGCAUACGCAACAGGUGGUGAAAAACUGCAUCUCAAGAACCUGGUUAUCUGCUUCCAAGAACCAAGAAAUGUGGCCAAAAACUUGAAAUCUCUGUCAAAUGUUGAAAGAAUAUACAACCUUCUCGACUGCACGAACGCAUCUCAGAUUCACUAUUCUCCAGUGGUAUCAGGGAAGCAUGUUGACAAUGUGGUGGAAUGUGUCAAUGACGCAUACGCGUGGUUAAUGAAACAUCACAACCCUCAUGAUAGAAUAUAUAUAUUCGGCUUCUCCGUUGGAGGUUGGGCUGCACAGGAUUUGGCCCGGAUGCUUGAAAAUAUUGGACUCCUGUCUAGCAAUUUCAACAAGAAUAUUGAAGUGAUUCAUGCCUUUCGUGAAUACUGCUUCUGGAAAUCGGCAACGCUUGGUGGUAAUUACUAUGUAAUGCAAGAGAGGACCAGGUACUGGGACAUGAGGGAGCUUCGCGAGAAAUAUUGCAGGCCUAUCGGCAAGGUUUCCUUCCUGGGUAUAUUCGAUGCUGCCAGGAUAGACACUGGAUUUAAAAACACCACUUACUGGUCACUGAAUCUGCCCUCAAGGAUUUCUAGUUCUGGUUGCAUUGUCCGCCAUGCGGUGUCAAUUGAUGAACGGAGCACUCGACUUCCGACGUUGGCCGCAAGUGAUGUGACUACCGAACACUCGGAAAACAUUCAAGAAUUAUGGUUCUCAGGCUGCCAUGCUGACAUUUGUGGAACUGCUCCUGUAAAGCCUGGCGAUGAACUGGGUCCUGGUCACAUUCCACUGGCCUGGAUGAUCCGCAAAGCUGUCGAUGCUGGACUGCAUGUUGACAAGAGGAAACUUAUGCAUGAAUUUGGGUUAGAUGGACAAGGGCAGCUUGAGUCGCUGGGUAUAGACAGCAUUCUAGCCAGUGAUGAACUAAUAAGCGCUAUACGGAUUGCUUCGACAAAAGGCAUCCUGAAUCGUACUCUUGACUCUAAAAAGCUGUCAUCUCUACACUCCUAUCAGAGAAUUCUGCCAGACUCGGCGCGGAUACAUGGAUCUGUUGUAGAGAGCCCUCCCAAUCCAGCUCUGCCCUGCCGCUAUGUCUGA
Messenger RNA from Aspergillus wentii DTO 134E9, 1920 nucleotides. RefSeq names its product T6SS phospholipase effector Tle1-like catalytic domain-containing protein. The transcript has 7 exons. The record is from RefSeq and is a predicted model, not a curated record. NCBI's taxonomy places the organism in Eukaryota, Fungi, Ascomycota, Eurotiomycetes, Eurotiales, Aspergillaceae. The coding region runs from base 1 to 1920 and encodes 639 amino acids.